Messenger RNA from Anastrepha ludens (Mexican fruit fly), 2721 nucleotides. Its product is annotated as protein lap4-like. Lineage: Eukaryota; Metazoa; Arthropoda; Insecta; Diptera; Tephritidae. The annotation marks the transcript as partial. Gene Ontology annotation, cellular component: adherens junction; postsynaptic density; postsynaptic membrane. Gene Ontology annotation, molecular function: protein binding. Gene Ontology annotation, biological process: neurotransmitter receptor transport, endosome to postsynaptic membrane; neurotransmitter receptor transport postsynaptic membrane to endosome. The transcript is spliced from 8 exons. The record is from RefSeq and is a predicted model, not a curated record.
GAAGUUAUCUUACCCAAGAAUCAAGGAUCACUUGGCUUCAGCAUCAUUGGUGGUACGGAUCAUUCGUGUGUGCCGUUUGGAUCACACGAACCGGGGAUAUUUAUAUCGCAUAUUGUGCCUGACGGUAUUGCCCAUAAAUGUGAAAAACUACGAAUGGGUGACAGAAUUUUGAAGGUGAAUGACGUGGAUAUCUCGCGUGCUACCCACCAGGAGGCUGUAAUGGAGCUGCUGAAGCCUGGCGACGACAUUAAGCUGACAAUACAACACGAUCCAUUGCCCCCUGGCUUCCAGGAAAUCGUCAUUAGUAAAGCUGAAGGCGAACGUCUGGGCAUGCACAUUAAGGGCGGACUUAAUGGUCAGCGCGGCAAUCCAGUUGAUCCCACCGAUGAGGGUGUAUUUGUGUCGAAAAUUAAUUCAGUCGGUGCAGCGAGACGCGAUGGAAGGUUGAAGGUUGGUAUGCGUCUUCUGGAAGUCAACGGCAAUUCACUGUUGGGCGCCUCGCAUCAGGACGCAGUAAAUAUUUUGCGUAAUGCUGGCAAUGAAAUCCAUUUGGUCGUGUGCAAAGGGUACGACAAAUCCAAUUUAAUUCAUUCCAUUGGUGCAGCUGGCGGCAUGAGCACAGGCUUCCACACAUCAAGCAGUCGACAGGGUUCUCGUGCUUCCGAAACAGGCUCUGAACUGAGCCAAAGUCAGAGCAUAUCGAGCUUGGAUCGCGACGAAGAUGAACGCAUACGACAAGAUUUUGAAGUUUUUGCACCGAAAACCGAGUUGAAUAACGAACGAUCAGUAUUAGCAUCCGUGGCGGCAUUGGCCCACUCGCCCACCAUUCCGCCGAGUGCAGGCGCUUUGCCACAACAGCAUGCAACUGAAAGUGAUACAUCCAAAAUCGGAGUCGUUCCACCGCCACCACAAACUCCUCAGGAUGCGCUUGCCACGUUUACAAAUGUCGAAAAAACGUUGGUACAAACAAAGGAAAAGAGCACCCCGGAGAAGGUGCUUGAAAUCGUUCGUGCUGCUGAUGCAUUCACCUCAGUUCCACCCAAAUCACCAGCCGAACAUCACGAUCAAGAUAAAAUUCAAAAGACCACAACGGUCGUCAUUUCGAAACACACGCUCGAUACAAAUCCGUCGACUGGGCUGGCUUCCUCACCCCCAGCAACACAUUCGUUACAAGCAGCGUUACCAACGGUCGGCACAACCACGACGACGACCACAACAACACCACCGGUAUCACCAGGUCUGGACUCGACAGUUACUACAGAUGUGGCCUCGGCAAGUCGCACAAAAGCGGCCACCCCACCACCCCAACAACAACAGCCACAACAGCAACAGAGGCGCACUCCAACUCUCCCUAUACAGAAGGCGACAGCAGAAGCUAUAACAAAGCCUAAAGAUUCCCGUUAUGAGUAUAAAGAGAUGGUAAAAAGUCAACCUCAUGUUCGAUGUGAGGAUGAGAGCGCUCCCUUGGCGCACAAAGCUAAGAAAGCGGAACCUGUUUAUAUAAUUGACGAUGAAGACGAAGAAGAAGGGGAGAAAGAGUGUGUCGACGAUCAAGCUGAAGAUUCUAAAGAUGAGGCCGAAGAUGAUAUCGAUGCGUUCUCGCCGAAUAUCUCGGCUGACCAGGGUGACACAGAUUCUGACUAUUUUGAGCGGCCUCACCCUUCGCCACGUUACACAAGUGAUUCUGAGAACGACUACCGACCAUUUCGACCCAACGUCGAGCGGUUGGGAAAUAUUUCUGGUCGCAGCACACCAGAUCUCUCAAGUUCCACAUUCGGUCACCGAAAAUCUGUAAGUUUCGACUUGAGUGGCGAUGAACGGUCCAAAUCCGACUACGAACGUUCACGCACUCCUGAUGGUUAUUCACGGUAUUACGAUUCUGAACAAGAAUACGGUAGCACUCGCCCUCGUAUGCCACGCAAGGGCAUAUUGCGCUCGGCCAGCCCAUCAUCAUCCAACAAUUCGACACUGGAACGUUGCAAACGUCCCGAAAAACUGCCACCAAUAGUGCCUACAGUGGCGCGUAUCAAAGAAAUCGAUUCGCCCACAGUUCAACACGUCCGAUCGUGUUCACCUUUAUCCAGCAGGGAUGGUACUAGUAGCGGCUAUCGAAGUCCUCCACCACUACCUGAAAGAGUGCUGGUGUCUACUGAAAUUGAAAGAGAUAACCCAUUCCGUGAAGCAUUCCUCGAUAAAACUAAAAUUGAUGAAUACACUGAAUUGGCAAAAGCUAUGUCCAAAUCUCCUUCAGCACUUAAAUCACCGAGGGAACACUUUUUCUUUGGUUCGAAGUCGACUGAGAAUUUGUUAUCAGCAGAACGUUCAGUCUCAAGUGGCCGUAGUACUCCAAGUACAGUGAUUAGCACACAGUCAAAAUCCACCGAAGAUCUACUGUCAAGCUCAACAGGUGCCAAACCAAAGAGAAUACCGCCUCCUAUAAUGCCGAAACCGGUGACUAAGAAAGCUGAGCUGGUACAUAAUGUGGCGUUGGAUGCCUUUCAAAAAGCUGAUGUUGGUUAUGGCGACUUUACGGUUUUCGAACACGAUCCUACCACAAACACAAUUCAUGAAGUGAGUUCGCCGCCACCUCCGACAACACCAACACUCCCAUUAACUCCACCUGCUGGUAGUAUUGCAAAACUUCCCCUGCGUGUGAAAACGCCACGUAGUCCGUCGCGCCCGCGCGAAAGCCCACCUCCACCUCCACCACCCAUCAAUUAU